Messenger RNA from Poeciliopsis prolifica (blackstripe livebearer), 2289 nucleotides. RefSeq names its product semaphorin-4E-like. The record is from RefSeq and is a predicted model, not a curated record. The transcript is spliced from 15 exons. Gene Ontology annotation, molecular function: chemorepellent activity; semaphorin receptor binding. Gene Ontology annotation, biological process: neural crest cell migration; negative regulation of axon extension involved in axon guidance; positive regulation of cell migration. The coding region runs from base 292 to 2289 and encodes 665 amino acids. NCBI's taxonomy places the organism in Eukaryota, Metazoa, Chordata, Actinopteri, Cyprinodontiformes, Poeciliidae.
GAUGCUGCCCCUGCUUUUAAAAAUAAACAUGUUUUGGUUCUUCUGAGUUAUCAGAAGUAAGUUGCCUCUACAUAAUCACCCAUACCAGGGUAUGAUGAAGAGUCAGGUAGAGCUCCUUUAUGUCCUGAUCAUUAUGAGUGGAGGAUUUGCCCAAAGCCUGAAACCCCGCCGGAGCGUUUCCUUCUCAGGUGUUAACCUGAAGCUGUUUAAGAAGCCUGACUUUGAUGGUUUGAGCUCCCUGUUGGUGAGAAAGACAUCGGUCUGCUCUUCAUCGGAGCCAGAGGAAAGGUCAUGACGCUCCGUUUGGAUGACAUCACUGAAAAGACCAGUGAGAUUAACUGGAUGGUGACCUCUAGAGAAAAAGCUCUGUGUAAGGUGAAAGGCAGGAGCAUCGAGGAAUGUGACAACUACAUCACGAUGAUGCACACUCAGGAUGAUGGCAAAAUUCUGGUUUGUGGAACCAAAGCAUUCGACCCUACCUGCACACACCUGAUGUUUCAGGAAGGAAAAGUGACCAUGGAAGACAGUUUCCAGAAUGGCAGGGGGAAAAUUCCUUUUAAGCCCGAUGAAAAGUUUGCUUCCCUGAUGAAUGGAAACUCGUUGUAUACCGCUGGUUCUAUAAACUUCCUGGGAACAGAAACAUCUUUCCAAAGACAUGGGAAGCCUUCCCUGAGUACUGAACAAAUAUGGUCUUGGCUCAAUGAACCCACCAUGAUUUCCAUUAAGUUUGCUGAAAUCAGCAAACAUUCAAACAACAACGAGGACGACAGCGUCUUCUUGUUCCUCACAGAGAUCGAAAACAGAAAUCAACGCAACAAGUUGCGACUGUCAACAGUUGCACGAGUGUGUAAAAGUGACUUGGGAGGAUUGAGAAUUUUGCAGAAACAGUGGACUUCUUUUCUGAAAGCCCGUCUGGACUGCCCGUUUGGACAUGAAGGUUCAGAGUCUGUGGUGCAGGAUGUCUUUUUUCUCCAAGAUGAAAAUAACGUGACCGACAGCAUCUUCUAUGCAACAUUCACCUUGAGCUCGAAGCCGUCCAGUACCUGCAGUCAGUCUGCUGUCUGCGCCUACAAGCUGUCAGACAUCCAGCAAGUUUACAGGGGGAACGUUAUGUCCGCGACUGAUUCUGGCAGCUGGGUGAGGUACACAGGAACAAUAUUUAGCACUUACCCUGGUUCGUGUAUUAAUGAUGAAAUGCGAAAGGAAAAUGUAAGGACUUCUCAUGACAUCCCAGACUCGACCCUGAUGUUUGUGAAGGACCACCCUCUGAUGGAGCAAGCCGUGAAACCGAUCAGUGGGAGGCCCCUGCUGGUCCGGUCUAUGGUUCAGUUCUCAAGAAUUGUUGUUGACAAAGUAACAUCUCUGGAUGGACAGCAGCACAACAUCAUGUUUAUUAGCAACAACUCUGGUUGGCUGCAGAAGGCGGUGUGGUCUGGUGAUGAUGGAGGGCGAAUCAUUGAGGAGUUGCAGCUGUUUCAGGAUCCUCAGCCCAUUCGCUUCCUUCAGCUCUCCUCUAGAAGUGGUCAGCUGUACAGUGCAACUAGAACUGCUGUUGCUCAGCUCAGUGUGAGGGACUGCAGCCGCUACACAUCCUGUGCCGACUGCCUUACAGCCAGAGAUCCAUACUGUGGCUGGGACCGUCUCAGAGGCCUGUGUGCUGCUGUUGCUGGUGCUUCAAACCUCUCCAUGAUCCAGAACCUCACUGAUGGUGAUGUUGGAAUCUGCCCAAACUCUCAUUGCAAGUAUUCCCCACAUAAAGCUCUUACACACCUUUACCUUAGUGAGGAGAGUAGUAGGAGAAUUUUUAUGGCUGCUUUGGCUUCUCCCACAGGGUCAACGAAGAGUAUCGACAUCCACCUCACAGUUGACGUGGCACAGUUCCUCCCCUGCUCCCCUGACACCAAUCUCCCCAUCAGCUGGAGCUUCUCUGGUAACAUCCUUGAGCCCGGUCCCCGACACAUUCUGCUCAGCCAGGGACUCGUUUUAACACCUUCCUUCACUGAUGAAGGCCUUUACACCUGUGAGACAGUGGAAGUAGUUAAAGGCAGAGAGCACAGGAUGGCCGUGAUCUUGUACAACAUUAAGGUUUCAGAGGCUACUUCUUCCAGCUCUUCCAGGGGAACCCCAAGGCUAGCCAAAAGACAUGGUCCCUCCAGCGUGUCCUGGGUCUUCCCCGGGGCCUGCUCCCGAUGGGACGUGCCCGGACAGCUCACCAGGGAGGCUCCCAGGAGGCAUCCUGACCAGAUGCCCGAGCCACCUGAGCCGGCUCCUCUCGACGUGAAGGAGUAG